This is a messenger RNA of Anguilla anguilla (European eel), 1937 nucleotides long. RefSeq names its product neuropeptides B/W receptor type 2-like. The record is from RefSeq and is a predicted model, not a curated record. The transcript has 2 exons. Gene Ontology annotation, molecular function: neuropeptide binding; neuropeptide receptor activity. Lineage: Eukaryota; Metazoa; Chordata; Actinopteri; Anguilliformes; Anguillidae. Bases 94 to 1110 code for a protein of 338 amino acids. Gene Ontology annotation, cellular component: membrane; neuron projection. Gene Ontology annotation, biological process: neuropeptide signaling pathway.
CUUGGCAAAUAGGCAGCUCAUGCUGGUAUUGUAAACAGCAGUCGCGCGACAGAGGAGAGAGUUGCGACGUUGAACACUCCGUGAAACACCACCAUGGAAAAUAUUUCCAACCCAGAGAGCACGAACUCUCCGUGCAACCGCUCUAAGGAGUUGUAUGCCUUCGGUUCCAAGAACUGGACCGAUUCAAACUGCGUCUCCCCGCCGCAGUACUUCUAUCGAGACUUCUACAUCAUUCUGCCGAUCAUCUACUCUGUCAUAUGUGCCGUGGGAUUGACAGGAAAUACGGCUGUCAUUUAUGUUAUACUCAAAGCGCCCAAAAUGAAGACGGUGACUAAUAUGUUCAUCCUGAACUUGGCUAUCGCAGAUGACUUGUUCACUUUAGUGCUGCCUAUCAACAUUGCUGAACAUCUUUUGCAUUACUGGCCCUUCGGUGAGACGUUAUGCAAGAUAAUACUUUCCAUAGAUCACUACAAUAUAUUCUCCAGCAUAUACUUUCUCACGGUGAUGAGUGUCGACCGAUAUCUGGUGGUGCUUGCGACCGUCCGUUCGAAGAGGAUGCCCCACCGCACUUACAGAGCAGCCAAAACCGUAAGCAUCUGCGUGUGGCUGCUGGUCAUUCUAAUAGUCAUGCCUUUCACCGUCUUCGCAGGAAUUUACGUUAGCCCCGACGACGUCGAGAGAAAAAGUUGCGUCUUGAGUUUUCCCAACCCGGAGGGUUUCUGGUUCAAAGCUAGCCGGAUUUACACCCUGCUCCUAGGCUUCGCCUUCCCCGUCUCAACCACCUGCAUCCUCUACACCGUGAUGCUGUACAAGCUGAGGAACAUGCGACUGAAUUCCAACGCCAAGGUUCUGGAUAAAGCUAAAAAGAAAGUGACUGUCAUGGUGUUCAUUGUUCUCGCGGUCUGCCUGUUCUGCUGGACGCCGUUCCACCUUAGCACCAUCGUCGCCCUCACCACGGACCUGACCUCGACGCCGCUUGUCAUCGGAAUCUCCUAUUUCAUCACCAGUCUAAGUUACGCCAACUCUUGUCUAAACCCUUUUCUAUACGCCUUCCUCGACGACAGCUUUAGGAAGGCUUUCAAAAAAAUGUUGGAGUGUAGACAAUCCUGAAUAUACAGCAAGAAUAUGCCACAUAAACGCUGCUCAAGACACUUUGACUUAGUCCCGUGCACACUUGGUAUGGUAAAAUGUUUUUUCCUCACAAAUUAAAAAAUAAUCAAAUUUGUUUAAAAGGUAUAGCUUAUAGCUAUCUGAAUACAGAUAAAGUUAUUCUGAACUUAAACCGUUGGUCGUGUUUUUUUUUUUUUUUAACUGAGAGUAUGUCUCCCUCUGGUGGAAAAAGGCACUAGUACCUCAGAGAUUAAGUGGUGAUUCGAAACCUAAUAAACUUGAAUUGCCACCAACAGUUGGUAGCCGAAAAAAAUGUCACGUGAGGAUAUAAUUAAUUUGCGGCACAGCGAAAUUCAAUUCAUACAACGUUUUAAACGUAGAAAAACAUUAUUGUGCAAAUUUAACAUUCUGACAUGAGAAGAAGUUGAUAUCAAACGGUAUUAUACCUUGUAAAUAUGGACAUAAAACGAAUGACGUCAAGUCAAUAAGUAUUCGGCAUUCGUGUAUUUAUCUUGCGCCGCUCGUAUGUGUGAAAACAAUGCAGUUUCCCAUAUUACGCCCCCUCAUCCCUUCGUAAUAUUGCCCACCCACCAGUUCUGUAGCCGACAAUUUUGUCCAUUUUAUGUCGUGGCAUUAACUAAUUUUAAAUUUAUUUUAAAGGUAGUUUUCCACUCAUCUCCGCUCGCCACAAAAAAAGCUAUUUGAUCAGUUUCACUGAAGCUGCACAAAAAUAAUAUAAGUACAUAUGCUUUUUUAAAAUAAUGCCUACUGUUCGAUAUUUAUGUUUUUUAUCUAUGUAUUUGCUGAAGAAUAAAAUUUAAAAACAA